This is a messenger RNA of Equus caballus (horse), 4643 nucleotides long. It is a transcript of the gene TTC39C, whose product is annotated as tetratricopeptide repeat domain 39C. Lineage: Eukaryota; Metazoa; Chordata; Mammalia; Perissodactyla; Equidae. The record is from RefSeq and is a predicted model, not a curated record. Gene Ontology annotation, molecular function: protein binding. Gene Ontology annotation, biological process: cilium assembly; otolith morphogenesis.
GUAGCGGCGGGCUCCGGGCGCGCGCCGGGCCGCAGCAGCUGCCCCCGACCUCGCCUCGGCCCUGCGCAGAGCCUCGCGCGCCCAUGGCCGGCUCGGAGCAGCAGCGGCCGCGGCGGCGGGAUGACGGAGACGCGGCGGCGGCGGCGGCGGCGGCGCCCCUGCAGGACGCGGAGCUGGCCCUGGCCGGCAUCAACAUGCUGCUCAACAACGGCUUCAGGGAGUCGGACCAGCUUUUCAAACAAUACAGAAAUCAUAGCCCGUUAAUGAGUUUUGGAGCCAGCUUUGUCAGUUUUUUGAAUGCCAUGAUGACAUUUGAGGAAGAAAAAAUGCAGUUGGCGUGUGAUGACUUAAAAACUACAGAAAAGCUAUGUGAAAGUGAAGAGGCUGGAGUAAUUGAAACAAUCAAGAACAAAAUUAAGAAGAAUGUUGAUGUCCGAAAAUCCGCCCCCUCUAUGGUUGACCGGCUCCAGAGGCAGAUAAUCAUAGCCGACUGUCAAGUUUACUUGGCUGUGCUCUCGUUCGUAAAACAAGAAUUAUCAGCAUAUAUAAAAGGUGGGUGGAUCCUUAGGAAAGCCUGGAAGAUUUACAAUAAAUGCUAUCUGGACAUCAAUGCCCUCCAGGAGCUGUAUCAGAAGAAGCUAACUGAAGAGCCCUUGACUUCUGACGCUGCAAAUGAUAAUCACAUUGUGGCUGAAGGGGUGUCUGAGGAGUCUCUAAACAGACUGAAAGGUGCUGUGAGCUUUGGAUAUGGCCUUUUUCACCUUUGCAUAUCCAUGGUGCCCCCAAACCUGCUCAAAAUCAUCAACCUGCUGGGUUUUCCUGGAGACCGCCUACAGGGGCUUUCUUCACUGAUGUAUGCAAGCGAAAGUAAGGACAUGAAGGCCCCUUUAGCUACACUAGCUCUGCUGUGGUAUCAUACUGUAGUCCGCCCGUUCUUUGCCUUGGAUGGCAGUGAUAACAAAGCAGGCCUGGAUGAAGCAAAGGAAAUUCUUCUCAGAAAAGAAGCUGCUUAUCCAAAUUCUUCCCUCUUUAUGUUUUUCAAGGGACGCAUACAACGAUUAGAGUGUCAAAUCAACAGUGCCUUGACUUCCUUCCACACUGCUUUGGAACUUGCAGUCGAUCAGAGAGAAAUCCAGCAUGUCUGUCUCUAUGAAAUCGGUUGGUGCAGCAUGAUAGAGCUGAAUUUCAAGGAUGCAUUUGAUUCCUUUGAGAGGCUAAAAAAUGAGUCCCGGUGGUCACAGUGCUAUUAUGCCUAUUUAACUGCGGUUUGUCAAGGAGCCACUGGUGAUGUGGAUGGGGCACAGAUUGUCUUUAAAGAAGUUCAGAAACUCUUCAAGAGGAAAAACAAUCAGAUUGAACAGUUCUCAGUGAAAAAGGCGGAGCGGUUUCGGAAACAAACCCCGAGCGCGGGGCUGUGUGUGCUGGCGUCCAUCGAAGUGCUGUACCUGUGGAAAGCCCUUCCCAACUGUUCCUUCCCCAACCUCCAGAGGAUGAGUCAAGCUUGCCAUGCAGUGGACGAUUCAUCUGUCAUUGGAUUAAAGUAUUUGCUUCUUGGUGCCAUACACAAAUGUCUAGGAAACUCAGAAGACGCUGUUCAGUUCUUUCAGCGAGCUGUUAAAGAUGAGCUGUCUCGUCAGAGUAACUUGUAUGUUCAGCCAUAUGCUUGCUAUGAACUUGGCUGUCUUCUAUUAGACAAACCAGAGACUGUAGCAAGAGGCAGAACUCUACUUCUUCAGGCAAAGGAGGAUUUCUCUGGCUACGACUUCGAAAACAGACUGCAUGUCCGCAUCCAUGCUGCUCUGGCCUCUCUGAGGGAGCUGGUUCCUCAGUGACAGACCCGGAGUUCCCGCUCUGUCCCUCCGCACCCAGGUUCUGCACUUUAAAGUAAAAGCAGAGGACACGGCUCUUAGGAAGAUCAGCUUUUCUUCUGAAAACCGCCCAUACCAGGGACACACUUUCCCAGUUAGGCUGACAUAUUCAAGAUCUCCUCUUUUAAACAUAUAGCUAAAAAGUAAAAAUAAUGAUGUUAAUAGUGAUACUAACUAACCACCUGGGGAGAGGGGUAAGUGACCUUGUUCAAACAUUUUAGUUUUGUGAUUUAUUAUUUUUAAAAUAAAAUCAAACUGAAUAUUCAACCUGUGAUCUUGUAGGAAUGCCUACAUUAAGCACAUAUCUGAUUGGGAAACACUAAGAGGUCCCUGUAAAAUUAUUAACAAUAUCAUGACAUAGCAUUUAUAUUGUGUUUUGAAAAAAUAAAAGUGCUUUCUAGUGUUUUACUUUAUCCUCAGACUAUUCCUGUGAAUAAUAUAGCACAGAUAUUCUUAUCCCCAUUGUCCGGAUAGUGAAACUCAGGCACAAAAAGGCUAAUUGACUUAUCCCAGGUAAUUAUUCCUUUUAUCAGUGGAGCGAUGAAUAGAAUGCAGAUCUCCUGACUGUGGACCGAAUAUUCUUUUAUUGUAAAAAAUAUAUGUUAAUAACCCAGAAUUCCAUGUUUUCCUUAUUAAAAAGCAAAUGCUCUUCAGCUGACGUUGUGUCAUCAAAAAUACCUAUCUCCACAUUGUCUACAAAAUGUUUCAAAGUGAGAAAUACUUUUUUCCUUUGAAAGCCAACCAAGUGGAAGCAAAUAGAGGAUAGUUUUACAACCGAAAGUAUAACUGUUUUGAUAGUUUAUUAGAAAGCCUAGUCUAUAGACUAGAUAAAUAAUACCUACAUUUUAGGAGUUUCCUUUCUUUGUGAUAAAUUGUCUAAUUACCAACUUUUAAGUUACUUGAAAAGGUUGUUCUUGAAUGAACAUAGGUUUUUUGGCCUCAAAAUAUUUGCUGGUGAGGAUUUGUUGGGCUAUCUGUUACCAGGAUUUAAUCAUUUUCUCUUUAGCUCAGGUUGUUCAAUAUUAUAAAAGGAGUUCCAAGUUAUUUUUUAAUCCUUUUUGCUAAUUUUUGUUGUCAUUUAAUUUACCUCUUUGUCCAAUACUGCACACCUGUGGUUUUGAAGAAUCUAAAUACCUCAGUCACCUAAGAAUUUCUGCCAUAAUUGUGUGACUAACUUGGCUCAAUCUUAAGGUUAUAUCUCUUUUUUUUAACUUAUAUUGAGCUAAAGAGUUUCAUCUUGGGAUGUCAUUUAUUUGUAUAUCCUGUUAGCUGAAGCAUGAUCUUAUGCGAGGUUAAUACUUUUAUAUUUAUUUUCAAAAUAAAACAUAGGAGGAGUAGCUAGAAUGUUGGCAGCUUUAAUCUACUUAAUCUGGUUUUGAGGGACUGAUAAUUUCUUUGAAAGAAAUGAUUAUUCCUCACUGACUUUGACUAAACCGUCUUCAUGUCUCCUCACUUGCAAAGUGUUUAUUCACGUUGACUUUCUGGUGUGAAUCCUGCAGGAUUUUAGACACUAGCCAGAGAGAAAAGAUUGCUAUCCUACGUUCAGCGAAAGAGAGAUCCAGAAGCCAACUAGAUGCUUUCUAAAGAGAAAAAUUGGUGUCUAAAAAUAUUGGAUACCUGGUUUUAUUGAGGCUGAAGGGAAGAACAUUAGGAAUCUUUAAAAUAUGGCUCUUGCCAUUUUGCAGUCUUCUUGACUAUAAUAUAUGUGGCAAACUUCUCAGUUAUGAUUAUGCAACAUUCUGAAUCAUGAAGUUCUUCAGAGUUUGUACUUACUUUAAUUUUCAGUUCAAAUAUUAUUCAAACUAUUUUUCAGUAUUCAAAGAUUACAGAAAGCCCUGUACUUCAGAAUUUUUUUUAAAAAAAUUGUGCUUGCAUUAACUACUUAAAAAAAUUAUUUUUAUUUCUCCAGAGAAAAUUCAGGAUUUCAAAUAAGUUUGUAUUCAGUUCACUUAACUGAACAGAUAACUUUAUAACACUGUCUGCUAGGUUUUCUUUAAUAGUUAAAGAAUACGUCUGUUUACAAAGUCCCGCCUAGGUUUGGUGCAGGAUGGCCCCUGUGGUUUAUCUGUGUUAACAUGGUAGGAGAACGUGGAAGGAGGGGUCUAUGAUGAUUCUAAAGACUCUCAAAUAACAAAACCACAGUGUGAGUACACUGUACCAUUAGAUUGACUGAAAUCGGAGUACAUUUCUGAAUCGCGUACUUCAUAAUAGUUAUCUGGCCUGUGUGCUGUGACUUAUCCAACCUGUGGACUACUGUGAUCCGCCUGGAAACUUAGUUUGGUGUAAAUUGCUCUUUACCCUUUGCUGAUGAAGAAAAUAAUCAUCUAAGCGGAACUAUUUGCAUCUAUCUGUGCUUUUUAUGUUGAUAUCACUCACUCCUUCCCCUUUCCUAUUUUGGAGGCUCUCUAAUAGAUCUUCUAAUUUAUAAGUAUCAAAUAUAUUUUUGUAUUAGAUUGUGCCUAUGAUGAGAGAAAUCUCUAAUGUAUUUUUAUGUACUUGGAACACAUGAUUUGACACACUUGGAAACAGUCUAAUAAUAAUUUAAGAUGUACCUUUGUGGUUAAUGUAUUUAAGAUCUUUUAUUGGGUUAGGUAUCGUUUUGAUUUUAGCACAUGGUAGUUAAGUACUUGACUGAGUAAAGAAUUGUUACUUCUAGAUGUCACAGAAAAUUAGAAUAUUUAUUGUCACAUAUAAGUUAAUUAUUUACAGAAUUUUCACUUUCAUAUUUCCGCCAACUAAGAUUAAAGGACAACACAUAUCUGAUUUUUAAAAUAC